AUGGUGAGCGAAACACCUCAGCAAUCCGAACCUCUUGCUUUGGGAGCUCGAACUUCUGAGUACCAGCGAGAUGUUGUCAUCGUGAAGACAUAUGAUCCACCGUAUCUGCUCUUCAGUUCCUUGGAGUUUCCUAUGCAUGAUUCUGCAUAUUGGUUGUCAUGGCUCUUGUGGGACGGAAUCCUUACCUUUGUCUCCUCACUCUUCUUGGUCCUCUUCGGAAUGAUGUUCCAGUUUGAUUUUUUCUUGAAGAACAGUUUUGCUGUUGUCUUCCUGCUCUUCUUGCUUUUCCAGUUCAAUAUGAUUGGCCUAGCGUUCGUGCUCUCAUCUUUCAUUAGCAAAUCAUCUUCGGCAACAACUGUUGGUUUCCUUGUCUUCCUUGUUGGUUUUAUAACACAGAUUGUAACAGAGGCUGGAUUCCCUUAUUCACACUCACAGUCGAUUGCUCGCCGUGUGAUUUGGUCAUUCUUUCCACCGAAUACCUUUUCUGCAGGUCUGCAGAGACUUAUUCAGGCAACAUCAUCUCCUGGAGAUUCGGGAAUAAGUUGGAGUGGAAGAGCAAUAUGUACAAAAGAUGAUGAUUGCAUUAUGACAAUUAACAUUGUAUUCCAAUGGCUCCUUGGGACAUUCCUAUUAUGGUUUGGUCUGGCUAUCUAUUUUGACAAUAUAAUUCCCAAUGCAUCCGGCGUGAGGAAAUCGAUCUUCUACUUUCUAAAACCUAGUUACUGGACUGGAAAAGAAGGCAACAAAGUGGAAGAAGGGAGUGUUUGUAGCUGUAUUGGCUCAGUUCCAUAUGCAGAGCAUAUUACCCCAGAGGACGAAGAUGUGCUUGAAGAGGAGACUAUAGUUAAACAACAAGCAAUUGAUGGAAUAGUUGAUCCUAACAUUGCAGUUCAGAUUCAUGGUCUUGCAAAGACAUAUCCUGGAACAACCAAGCUUGGAUGCUGCAAAUGCAUGAAAACUUCGCCUUUUCAUGCUGUAAAGGGUUUGUGGAUAAACAUUGCCAAAGAUCAGUUGUUUUGUCUUCUUGGACCCAAUGGCGCAGGGAAAACAACUACUAUUAGUUGUUUGACUGGCAUAAAUCCAGUUACUGGUGGUGAUGCUCUUAUUUAUGGAGAGUCCAUAAGAAGUUCGGUGGGUAUGACAAACAUUCGUAAAAUGAUAGGAGUGUGUCCACAGUUUGAUAUUCUUUGGGAUGCUUUGUCUAGUGAAGAGCACCUCCAUCUCUUUGCUAGCAUCAAAGGGUUGCCACCAGAUGAGAUCAAAUCGACAGCUGAGAAGUUACUGGCGGAUGUAAAACUGACUGGAGCGGCGAAAGUUAGAUCAGGAAGUUAUAGUGGUGGAAUGAAACGUCGACUCAGUGUGGCAGUAGCACUCAUUGGUGAUCCAAAGCUGGUCUUCCUAGAUGAACCGACAACUGGCAUGGACCCUCUCACGAGGAGACAUGUGUGGGAUAUUAUACAAGAGUCAAAGAAAGGUCGCGCCAUCAUACUAACUACACAUUCUAUGGAGGAAGCUGAUAUUUUAAGUGAUCGAAUAGGGAUCAUGGCUAAAGGCAGGCUCCGUUGCAUUGGGGCCUCAAUCAGGUUAAAAUCCCGCUUUGGCACGGGAUUUGUUGCUACCGUUAGCUUCAUCGAAAGCAAAAAUGACAAUAACAUCGCUGUUGGAGCUUCCCACGAGCCAUUGAAGAAAUUCUUCAAAGAGCAUCUGAAAGUUGAACCAACAGAAGAAAACAGAGCUUUCAUGACUUUUGUUAUCCCCCACGACAAAGAAAAGCUUUUGACGGGUUUUUUUGAGGAGCUACAAAACAGAGAAUCUGAAUUCGGAAUCUCAGACAUCCAACUCGGUCUUGCGACUCUUGAAGAAGUGUUUAUGAACAUCGCAAGACGUGCUGAACUAGAAAGCGCAACAGCUGAAGGAAACAUGGUCACUCUGGAGUUAGAAUCAGGCAUCUCACUAGAGAUACCUGUGGGAGCAAGAUUUGUUGGGAUCCCUGAAACAGAAAACGCAGAGAAUCCAAGUGGGAUAAUGGUGGAAGUGUACUGGCAACAAGACGGGUCGGGAUCAAUGUGCAUCUCAGGACACUCAUCAGAGAUGCGGGUACCACAGAAUGUUCCGGUGACACGUCCACCAUCACCAAAUGCAUUAGGACAUAAAGGGCUACGACAAGGUGUUCGUGGUAUCGUGAUUGAUUUAUGAAUCUAACAAUUACAAUUAAAAAAUUUUGGUUGUUGGAAUUGUAAACAAAGAAUAU
Capsella rubella is the source of this 2251-nucleotide messenger RNA. Its product is annotated as ABC transporter A family member 11. Gene Ontology annotation, molecular function: lipid carrier activity; ABC-type transporter activity; ATP hydrolysis activity. The coding region runs from base 1 to 2196 and encodes 731 amino acids. Gene Ontology annotation, biological process: transmembrane transport; lipid transport. Gene Ontology annotation, cellular component: intracellular membrane-bounded organelle; membrane. The transcript is spliced from 15 exons. Lineage: Eukaryota; Viridiplantae; Streptophyta; Magnoliopsida; Brassicales; Brassicaceae. The record is from RefSeq and is a predicted model, not a curated record.